UCAUCUUCUCCGGCUCGCUAAUCAUCUUCUCCGGCUAUCUAAUCAUCAGCGUCACACUCUCUACUCUCAAAAUCGGACACAAAUCACUAUGUAACUUUUUAAAAUUAGGGUUUUUGAAUUAAAAUUUGUGAAGCUUGCGUUUUGAUUUUGAUUUGUUUGUUACUCUUUCUUAUUAACCAGCGAAGCAAAUGAAAGACUUUUGAAUUGUGGGAACACAAAGUUGUUGGAGCAUAAUUCAUCUCUUUGAGGUAUGUUGCAGAUUCAACCUUCUGUGUGUUUGUACAAAUUUAUAAAAUAAAAGUUUGUUGUCUCUUGCUGCAUCUAUUGAAUGUUUUUAGAAGAUUUCCAGAAAGCAUUUGUUGCUGCAUCUAUUGAAUGUUGAAUAUUGAAACUCGGAUGGUAACACAUUUUGAAACUUUUUUGCUUGGAGUCUUGUUUUGAUUAGGAAUGUUGAUAUUUUGAUAGGGUCUUGAAUUUGCUUAUGAGUCUUUUGUUGCUUGUGAAACUGUCUAGUGUUUAUAAUAAUUUCAGGAAGCAUUUGUUGUGUUAUUUCAGGAAAGCCUUCCAGAAAAGUUUGAAAUUUUUUUUUCCUUGUUUACGCAGGAUAGAAACAAGAUGGGAGAUUCAGUACCUCUAAAACUAGCACUGCCAGAGCUGAAGUAUCCUAUUGGUUCACAGCCAAAGCAAAAGUCAGCAAUCAACCAAUAUUCCGGCUCAGAGUAUAUCUCCAUUGUUGACAGCAUCCUAAAACCAGAUGAGAUGAUAAGAGUCCGAGGAUCAUUUCUGGGACCUAUAAUGAAGCUCAGUGAGAGAGGAUUGAAGUUAUCAGCAAAGAUGGUCUACGCCAUUCUCACUAGAAGCAUCGUUUCUGUCAAGGAGAAUGAAGCCUGGUUCCAUUUCGGUGCGCAGCCAAUGAGGUUCUCUAUAAGAGAAUUUCAUAUGAUGACAGGCUUGAAAUGUAGUGGUGCAUUAGAAGGACCACGAAGGGAAACCGAUAGAUUUAAUUGGGAAUUGCUAAAGGGGCGUAGUCAUAAGUUAAGUGACGUGGUGGAACAGCUCAGAAACACAAGAGAAGAUGCUUCUGAGGAGAGAGUAUGCCUCGCAAUGCUCAUCCUGGUAGAGAGCAUAUUAUUGCGGAAGAGCAAAGGAGGGAGUUUUCCUUUGGAAUAUGCGAAAAAUGCACAGGAUAUGACAUAUCCAUGGGGGAAAGAGGCUUACAUUGUGCUCCUGAAGUCAAUUCAAAACGCUGUCGCGAAUCAUUUGGAGAAUAAAUCCAAAUUUGAGUUGCAAGGUUAUCCUCUAGUAUUCCUUCUUUGGAUACUAGAGUCGAUUCCUUUGCUAAGGAAUAAGUUCAGUAAGUGUGUACCAACAGUUGAGGUUCCUGGGCCGACUUACUUGUGUGAAAAAUACACUGAGGUAGAGAAUCCAUCACUUGAUAGGGUUUUACAGGUUGAAGCUGAUACAAAGCUGAAGGUCCAUUGCAUACUACCUUCUAUUCCUCAUGAUCCAGAAGAUGAUAUCUCCAUUGAAGACAAAUAUAGUGACGAGCUGGAAACACUGAAAGAUGUAACAAAGAAAGGGUACAAGCUUACAGCCGAUGACUGGGAAAAUAGGUGUGUAGACACAUUUGAAACAUUGGAUGCUCUUAUUCAAAUGAUGGCAAAUAAGGAGACUGGCCAAGCUUCUACUCCGAUUGAUGAGGAUUCAGUAAAUGAAAAAGUGAACAGGAUCAUCGAGGUAAUGGAGGAGAAUCUGAAGAGCAUGAAGGAUCGAAUGUCAUUACUGGAAGAAGAAAACAUGCAUCUUAGAGCCCGUGUGUCAGAGUUGGAAGGAAACAACAAUGUUUUUCCCACUAACGUGACACAACAGCGAUCCAGUGGGACACCUUUAUCUCCAAUGUCUCACACGCAACCAUCGAGUGAGACGCCUUUAUCUCCAAUGUCUCAACAGCCUAAUUUGACACAUGAGGUAUGUAACAAAUAAAUAUUGUUGAGUUUUGAAGUAAUAUUUGGAAGCUUUUGUACUUCUUGAAUGCAUUCCUGAUUUUUGCAGGAGACAAUGAUUGAAUCAGCUGCAUCUCCAAAGUCUCAACAAAAUGAGGUAUAUGCUCAAAAAUUUUUAAGAAAAUAUUUGGAAAUUCUUGUACAAAAUCCUGAAUGCCUUCCUGAUUUUUGCAGGAUUACACGCAACCAUCGAGUGAGACGCCUUUAUCUCCAAUGUCUCAACAGCCUAAUUUGACACAUGUA
Molecule: messenger RNA, 2246 nt
Organism: Brassica napus (rape)
Lineage: Eukaryota; Viridiplantae; Streptophyta; Magnoliopsida; Brassicales; Brassicaceae
Exons: 3
Coding region: 616-1983 (455 amino acids)
Source: RefSeq, a predicted model, not a curated record